AUGAUACAAUUCAAUAGUUCUAUGCCUAAUUGGUAUAUUGUAUACAGACUAUCCAAAAAAUUUCAAUUAAUUAUGACUGUAAUGUUGAUUUUUUUACUAAUCGGCAUCUGUACUGCUGAAAAAAUUGUUACAUCCAAAGUUUUUGUGAUUCCUAUUGGGCCUAAAACAUUUAACUGGACAUCUGAUGGUAAUAAAAAUACAUUUUCGUAUCAAGCAUCACUGAUGAAUGCUCCUGAUUUACCACCAUGGAUUCACUAUACAUAUAGUAAUUAUCACCACAAGGGAUUUCUCUACGGUGUUGCACCAAAAGAUCAAGGAGAUUUUAAGUUGGAAAUUGUUGGAUUGAACAAAAAAAAUUAUGAAACCAGCUAUAAAGUUAUUGACAUAAACGUUGAAGAAAAAAAAAAUUUAACGACAUAUGAAGUAUACUUAAAAAUAGACAAUUUAAACAUUGAACAGACAUUUGAUAAUUAUCGGAUGGAAAAUCUUUUGAACGUUUUUCGAGUCGUUUUAAAACUUGGUAGUACAGUGCAAUUUUCUCAUGACUUGAAUCAUUUUGAAGAAGAAUUGAGACCGUUGAAAAUAAGAUCACCCUGCCCGAAAGAUUUUAAAAGAAGUUCUAGAGAGAGAAUUUUUCGAGAUGCUGGAUUUGUUUUGGAUUGGUGUUCUUUUAAAUUAAUUUCAGAAAAUCAUAGUUUACUUCAAGAAAGUGCAAGACGAGAACCAAGUAUGAACGUUAUUGGUAGAUCAUCAUUAGAAAUACCAGAGCAUGUAGAAUGGCUAUGGGCAAGGCCAAAGAAAUCACUUAUACCUACGAGAAGUUAUCUCAAAGAAAUAUUAUUGACCGUAUUUACUUCGUUAAGUUUGCUCUUGGUACUAUUUUCUCUGUUAAGCACAGCAUUCUGUUUUCAUCACAUUAAAUUAAAAGAUCCGGUCUCCAAAAAGUAUUUUUAUGAAUUAUUUAAUAUUUAUCAAUUGGAUCAUAAUCAACGGAAUAGACCAACUAAGAAACUACCGCCCGUUGAAAACGUUGAGAAAAAUGGAGUACAAAUGGUUCAUUAUGCUACUACUCAAAAGGGAACUUUACGUUCUCUUACCGGAUUAUCCGCUAAUCCAGAUGAUUUAUUGUUACAAAGUUCAAGAAUCAACAUAGAACGCUGUAAUCCUUACAUUCGACCGAAUCCUCCUCCAUACAAUGGUCCUAACAAUAUUGGAACUUUACGUGUGAAUUUUUGA
Cotesia congregata is the source of this 1236-nucleotide messenger RNA. The record is from the annotation of a GenBank genome assembly. NCBI's taxonomy places the organism in Eukaryota, Metazoa, Arthropoda, Insecta, Hymenoptera, Braconidae.